Messenger RNA from Olea europaea var. sylvestris, 504 nucleotides. RefSeq lists its product as uncharacterized. Lineage: Eukaryota; Viridiplantae; Streptophyta; Magnoliopsida; Lamiales; Oleaceae. Bases 1 to 504 code for a protein of 167 amino acids. The record is from RefSeq and is a predicted model, not a curated record. The transcript is spliced from 2 exons.
AUGAAUCAUCUGAGCAAUCUUUCACCCAAUCUUGAUCUGUCAUUCACCAGCUCAUCUGCUACUAUAUCUGCCAAUAUUAAUUCUAUUCUCAUACUUAAUGGGACAAACUUCAAGGAUUGGAAGGAGAACAUAUUGAUUGUUCUUAGCUGUAUGGAUCUAAACUUUGCUCUUCGGAUCGAGCAACACACUCCUCUUACGAAAGAAAGUUCACCUGAUGAAAAGAAUAACCUUGAGAAGUGGGAUCGCUCAAAUCGCGUGAGUCUAAUGAUCAUUAAGCGCGGUAUUUUGAAAGCCUUUAGAGGUGCAGAUGCCGAAGAGGUAUCUAAUACCAAAGAGUUCCUUGCUGAAAUUGAGAAGCGUUUUGCAAAAAAUGAUAAGGCUGAAACAAGCACUCUUUUGCAGAGCUUGAUUUCAAUGAAGUAUAGAGGCAAGGGGACCAUAAGGAAGUACAUCAUGGAGAUGUCUCACAUUGCUUCAAAACUUAAGGGACUAAAGCUCGAGUAG